GGCCAUCAAAGCUCGAAGUGAUCGCCCACGGAAAGCUCUUGCAAAAGCAGUUCCAGUGAGAUAGUGAGACCUUGAGAGUUGAGAAAUCACCCAGUUCGGUGUGCUGAAUCGGCGGACUGACCUCAAAAGGUGGACUAACUGUUAGGGUUCAUCUGGAUUUCAAUAAUGAGUGUGUGGAACUACGUAGUGACGGCUCACAAGCCCACGAACGUCACGCAUUCCUGCGUCGGAAAUUUCACCAGUCCUCAAGAGCUUAAUCUCAUAAUUGCGAAAUGCACCCGUGUUGAGAUUCAUUUGCUUACUCCUGAGGGUUUGCAGCCCUUGUUGGAUGUGCCGUUAUAUGGGAGAAUUGCGACACUGGAGCUUUUUCGUCCACAUGGUGAAGCUCAGGAUCUUCUAUUUAUCGCAACAGAAAGAUAUAAAUUCUGUGUACUUCAGUGGGAUCCCGAGGCCUCAGAGGUUAUUACGAGAGCUAUGGGAGAUGUCUCAGAUCGAAUUGGUCGUCCAACAGAUAAUGGCCAGAUUGGUAUCAUUGACCCUGACUGCAGAUUGAUUGGGCUUCAUUUGUAUGAUAGUUUGUUUAAGGUUAUUCCAUUUGACAACAAAGGGCAGCUUAAGGAAGCAUUCAACCUUAGGCUUGAGGAGCUGCAGGUUUUGGAUAUCAAGUUUCUCUACGGUUGCCCCCAGCCUACAAUAGCUGUUCUUUACCAGGACAAUAAAGAUGCUCGUCAUGUCAAAACAUAUGAAGUUGCUUUGAAGGAAAAAGAUUUCAUUGAGGGACCAUGGUCUCAAAACAAUCUUGAUAAUGGGGCUGAUUUGCUUAUUCCAGUUCCUCCACCUUUGUGUGGCGUUCUUAUCAUUGGGGAAGAAACAAUUGUGUACUGCAGUGCUUCUUCAUUCAAGGCGAUCUCAAUUAGACCCUCAAUUACUAGAGCCUAUGGUAGGGUUGAUGCUGAUGGCUCUAGGUACUUACUUAGUGAUUUUGUUGGUCUUCUUCAACUUCUUGUUAUUAUGCACGAGAAAGAUAAAGUAACUGGACUCAAAAUUGAGCUCUUGGGAGAAACUUCUGUUGCAUCAACGAUAUCUUAUCUGGAUAAUGCGGUCGUGUAUAUUGGGUCAAGCUAUGGAGACUCACAGCUUAUAAAACUGAACCUCCAACCUGAUCCAAAAGGCUCUUAUGUGGAAGUUUUAGAAAGAUAUGUCAAUCUGGGCCCAAUUGUGGACUUUUGUGUUGUCGAUUUGGACGGUCAAGGUCAGGUGGUGACCUGCUCUGGAGCUUACAAAGAUGGUUCUCUCCGCAUAGUUCGGAAUGGAAUUGGUAUCAAUGAACAGGCAUCUGUAGAACUUCAAGGAAUCAAAGGAAUGUGGUCUCUUAGAGGCUCUUCUGAUGAUCCAUAUGACACAUUCUUAGUUGUCAGUUUCAUUGGUGAUACAAGGAUUUUAGCAAUGAAUCUUGAGGAUGAGUUGGAAGAAACUGAGAUAGACGGUUUCUGCUCUGAAGUCCAGACUUUGUUUUGUCAUGAUGCUGUCUACAAUCAACUUGUUCAGGUUACUUCAAGCUCAGUUAGGCUGGUCAGUUCUAUCAACAGAGAGUUGCGUCAUGAAUGGCAUGCUCGAUCAGGGUACUCUAUAAAUGUUGCAACUGCUAAUGCCACCCAGGUUUUAUUGGCUACUGGUAGUGGUCAUCUGAUUUACUUGGAAAUUGGUGAUGGAAUAUUGACAGAAACAAAACAUGCACAACUGGAAUAUGACGUCUCUUGCCUUGAUCUAAGUCCCAUUGGUGAAAAUGCAAAGCACAGUCAGCUAGCAGCAGUGGGAAUGUGGACAGAUAUAAGUGUUCAAAUAUUUUCUCUUCCUGAUUUGAAUCUCAUUACAAAAGAGAACUUGGGCGGAGAAAUUAUACCACGUUCCGUUCUUCUAUGUUCACUUGAAGGGGUAUCAUACUUGCUUUGUGCCCUUGGAGAUGGCCAUUUAUUGAGCUUCUUGUUGAAUAUAAACACUGGAGAGUUAACUGAUAGGAAAAAGGUGUCUUUGGGAACCCAACCUAUAACACUUCGCACUUUCUCAUCCAAGAAUACCACCUAUGUGUUCGCCGCAUCAGAUAGGCCCACAGUCAUCUACAGUAGCAACAAGAAAUUACUAUAUAGCAAUGUACAUCUGAAGGAAGUUAUCCAUAUGUGCCCCUUUAACUCAGCUGCUUUCCCGGAUAGCCUGGGAAUUGCAAAAGAAGGGGAACUUUCAAUUGGAACAAUUGAUGAUAUCCAAAAGCUUCAUAUACGGUCCAUCCCGCUAGGGGAGCAAGCCCGUCGAAUAUGUCAUCAAGAACAGACUAGAACAUUUGGCAUAUGCAGUUUGAAGUAUAACCAGUCAAACACAGAAGAAACUGAAAUGCAUUUUGUGCGUUUGCUUGAUGAUCAAACCUAUGAAUUCAUAUCAACUUAUGCAUUGGACCAAUACGAGUAUGGAUGUUCCAUUAUUAGUUGCUCCUUUUCUGAUGAUCACAAUGUGUAUUACUGUAUCGGGACAGCAUAUGUUAUGCCUGAGGAGAAUGAGCCAACCAAGGGCCGAAUACUUGUAUUCUUGGUUGAGGAUCAGAAGUUGCAACUAAUUACGGAGAAGGAAACCAAAGGAUCUGUUUAUUCUCUGAAUUCGUUUAAUGGGAAGCUGCUUACUGCAAUUAAUCAAAAGAUCCAGUUAUUCAAAUGGACGACACGAGAUGAUGGUACCCGUGAGCUAAUGCCUGAAUGCGGGCAUCAUGGCCAUAUACUUGCCCUUUACGUGCAGACACGUGGGGAUUUCAUUGUUGUUGGUGAUCUGAUGAAAUCUAUCUCUCUUCUAAUUUACAAGAACGAGGAGGGUGCCAUCGAGGAGUGCGCACGAGAUUACAACGCAAAUUGGAUGUCCGCAGUUGAGAUUCUGGACGACGAUGUUUACCUUGGUGCCGAAAACAAUUUCAACCUCUUCACGGUCCGAAAGAACAGCGAAGGUGCGACCGAUGAGGAGAGGAGUCGUUUGGAGGUAGUUGGUGAAUACCAUUUGGGCGAAUUCAUUAACAGAUUCCGUCAGGGCUCUCUAGUGAUGCAGUCCCCUGAUUCCGAAAUGGGUCAGAUCCCAACUGUAAUAUUUGGCACAGUCAACGGAGUUAUCGGAAUAAUUGCAUCUCUCAACCAUGAGCAAUAUGUUUUCUUCGAGAAGCUGCAGUCAAAUAUGAGGAAAGUGAUAAAGGGUGUUGGAGGACUGAGCCAUGAACAAUGGAGGUCGUUCUACGAGAAGAAGACUGUGGAUGCUAGGAAUUUCUUGGAUGGGGAUCUGAUCGAGUCGUUUCUCGACCUUGGCAGGGGGAGAAUGGAGGAAAUUUCUAUGUCUAUGUCUGUUCCGGUUGAGGAGCUUAUGAAUAGAGUGGAAGAGAUGGCCAGGUUGCAUUGAUGUAAUUUCUCCCUCGGGUUUGAUGUGUGGAAUUUUAACUGUGCUAGAUAGAUGUGUAUGAUAUGGUAAUGCUAGUAGAAACAGUUUGGGACCAUGGAUGGUUAGGGAGAAAACUAACUUGCUAGUGUCUACUAUGAGAUUGAUGCAAAGACUUUUGAUUUUGAGCAUAGUAUUUGAGUUUAAAU
Messenger RNA from Impatiens glandulifera, 3611 nucleotides. Its product is annotated as DNA damage-binding protein 1-like. Bases 166 to 3426 code for a protein of 1086 amino acids. The transcript has 19 exons. Lineage: Eukaryota; Viridiplantae; Streptophyta; Magnoliopsida; Ericales; Balsaminaceae. Gene Ontology annotation, cellular component: nucleus. Gene Ontology annotation, molecular function: protein binding; nucleic acid binding. The record is from RefSeq and is a predicted model, not a curated record.